This is a messenger RNA of Paramecium octaurelia, 3906 nucleotides long. Lineage: Eukaryota; Ciliophora; Oligohymenophorea; Peniculida; Parameciidae. The record is from the annotation of a GenBank genome assembly.
AUGACUCUUUCAUUUUAAACUUGUUUCAUAAUGACAUUAGUUUUGAAUAUUUUUAUGGGUUUGUCAGAGGAAUGUGCCGAAAUAAUUAUUGGACCUUAGGAGAAAUUCAUUUCAUAAAGAUAGAAUUUAUUAUUAAUUGAGAGUGAAACAGAAGAAAUAGAACAAACUAAUAUUAAUUUAAUUAGUGAAUCCUUAAGAAUUUAGUGCUUUGAAAGUGAACAUAUAAUCUCCACAUUGACUAUUGAAUACUUUAAUUUUAGAUAUAUUGAAGAUUAAUUAUUCUGUAAAUUUAUAAAGACCGAAACCUAUUUUAUCACUUGUAUAAAAGUAAUUGAUUAUUAUGCAAAUCUUAGAUUGAACUAUUUAAAUGAAUAGAUUAUUAUAUCAAUUGAGCUUAACGAAUUGAAAGGAAUUGAAUGUCACGAUUUUUUUAUCAAUUAAGAAUCAUAAUUUAUCAUAUUUUGCAUUAAUAAUUUUCAUCUGGAAAUAUAUUGCAUUGAUUCGGAUGACUAAAUACAUUUGCUUUCCUACCAUAAAAUCAACUAAUAAUAAUAGGAAAUGUGUAAAAGGAAUUUUGUAAAAUUAGAUGAUAAUUAUUUUAUGAUAUCUUUCUAUCAAUGCUAAAAUUGGGGAAUAUAUAUUUAUUGGUAAAAGGAAAUAAAAGAGUUGGUAAAUGAAGAAUUAGUAAAACCUCUCUAAAUAUCAUAUUUAGAAAAUGUUUAGAUUUGUUAAUAUAGCCUUUAUUUGAUUAGUUAGUUUGGGUAUUAAAUAUUUUGGAUUAUCAAAAUGAACGAGGUUAAGAUUUCAAUAUUUUUUGAGUUUCCUGCACAUUUUAGAAAUCUUCUACUUUCAUCAAAUUGCCUAUUCUAGCAUUAUGUUCUCUAUAAUUAAUCAAUUAAUUAGACCAUAAUUUUUCAUUACACCAAAAAAUAGAUGACAUCAUUUGAAGGUACAGAUGUAUAAAUUGAAUAGUUGGAGAACAUAUUUAUUGCGAAAACUCAAAAUCAACUUAAAGUUACGUACAAUUAAGAGUUUUAAUAAAUAAUUUAACUAAAUGCUUCACAAUUAACUAUUGAUAAUAAUUAUAAUUUGAUAUAUUGGUUUGAUGAAACUGCUAAAGAACUAAUUUUUUAUAAAAUUUCAUAUCCAAAAAAUGUAAUUACACCGUCUAAAAACUAUAUCAUCAUGGUUGGUGGUUUUUUAAUUUACAACCAGACCAAAUUUUGCAUCAAAAUUAAAUACAAAAUGGAAAACCACUACAAUAAAAAUUAGACUUUAGAAUUCAAUAAUUAGUGUUAAAAUCAAUCCUCAAUAUUCUAUAGUAAAGAAGAUUUGCAAUUACCCAAUAUAUAUGAGAUAAAACUUGAUUUAAACUCAAAGUUUAGACUCAACAUUUUAGAUUAAUACUCCUUUAAAUCCCUGUGUCCAAAACUCUAAAACUUUAAUCCUUAGGAUACUAUAUUACUAUAUUAUGAAGCCGAUUCUAACAUAUCUUUUUCUAUGAUUCAAACUAAAGAUUACAUCUAUUUCCAAAAUUGUCAUAAUGCAACUAUAAGCAAAGUUGAUAUCUAAAAUUGUUAGGUAUUUUAUUUUUAAAGUUAUCUCCUCCUAUAUAAUAAAAAUAAAUAAGAACUAUAACUUUUUGGAUUUCAGGAUAUAUUAAUUAAAAAAUUUAGGAUAUUAAUUUAAAUAACUGAUAUUCUUUAAUUUUAAUAAAUUUUUUUAAUAUUUACAUCAGAUGGUGAAGAUCCUCAAGUAAUUGAUUUAUCAAACCAUUAUUCAAUUUUUUUAACCAAAUAAGCUAAUAAAAUCUUGAAUAAAUUACAUUAGAUUUAUCACUAAGGCAAACAAAAAAAUUAAAAUUUUACACCUAAUCAUUUUUUUAUUAAAUAAGAUAGAUUAAAAUUUUUUCAGUAUAAUCAAUAUUUGAUAAAUUUAAUUCAUAACAAGGUUAAAAUGUUUAGAUUGGAAAACAUAUAAAUUAUUUUGUUAAGAUAAUUAAUAAACCAAUAAUAUUUAUUGGGAGUACAUUUAAUUAAGAAUUUAAUAACAGAUUAUAUUUUUGAUAUUUAAUAGGUAUCUGAAUUGUCUUCCAUUAAUUUAGACAAUUAUGAAUUGAUUAGACCUUUAAAGUACUAGAUCAACUCAAAAUAUUUGGCCUUGGCAGCUUUGAGUCAAACCAAAACUUAUGUUUUAAUAUUUGAGAUUAGAAUAACAAGACCUCUUCUGUUGGUAAAAGUUAUUUAAAUAAAUAGAAUCGAAUUCUUUUUCUCAGGAGAUUAAUUGUUCUAUUAUAAUUUUGAAGGUGAGAUUAAGAUAUAUAAUUUGCAAUAUUUUGAAUUUUAAUUAUUAGAUUCCAUUGAACAUGAUAAAAUCGCUAUGAAAGGUAACAUUAAUUUUGAAAUUAUUUCAGAAACAAAAAGUGACCCUGCAAUUAGUUUAGGAUUCACAUUAAAGGGUUACAAUGAAUGCUAAAAAUUGUUUUAAAAAAGUAAUCAUUCGUCUAUAGAUUCAACUUAACAAUAAAUAAUACCUUCCAAAUAUUUUUAUGGCUCUAUAGAUCUAUUAAAAAUAGAGGGCAGUAAUGGAACUAAUAUUCUUGAACCAUUAAGAUUUAUUCAGUGCCUUAAUAUCAGUAGUCCCCGUUAUUAAAGUAGAAUCAAGAAAUUUGAUAUUGGUCCAAUUCUCAAUAAUAACUAGAGCUCUAAUAAAAUUUAAAGCAUAGAUAUAAUAUUAGCUGAUGAUGAAUUUGAUCAAACUUUUAUAAUCAAUCCAAUAGAUUAAUUCGAUGGGAAGAUAAUACCAAUUAAUAAUCAGCAUAUAUUAUUUUUUUUUGAUUAAGUUAAUUUCAUAAAGGUAGCCAUGUAUUUGUUAGAUGAAGAUGCUUAAAUUGUAGUACAGGAACCUAUAUUAGUGUUAAAUAUAACUUUGAAAAAAUUAUAUAAUCAUUAUCAUAUUUUCAAAACUGGCGAUCUAAUUGUAUUUAAGUCUUAAUCUCAUUUAUUACUUUAUAUGAUCUUGAAUGCUCGCAUAGAGUUUAUUGAGAAUGAUUUAAUACUUCUAGAUAUGCUUAAAGUUUAAGGGAACAAUCAAUUUUACAUAUCCUUUUCGUAAUUAAGAGAUAAACAAGAAUAUUAAUUCCAUGUUUUUUCUAUCCAUGAAUUUAAUUUAGUUUCUAUUGGAACUGCAAUCCUGUAACUGUAAACCAUUUUUAUUGAAUUAUAAGACUACAUUCAAAUUAUAUUCUAUGAAUUUAUAAACGAAAAUAGUAAAAUAAGUCUAUUAGAGUGUGAAAUUUUUGAUUAGGAUUUGAGACUAAAGGUAUUUCAAACAUUUACCCAAAUUUAAAUAAUAAGUCAAAUUUGCAUAAAUUUGGAAAAUUAUUCAAUUUCUUUUAAAGUCCACAAAAUACUUAGGCACGGAUUUGGAGAUAAUGUUAAAUUAUAAUUUUAUAAUAAAAAUAACCUUAUUCUAAUGUCACCCUCAAAUUUAUCCUACUAUUAUGAUCUAAAAGAAUCUCAAAAUUUUUUUGAUUAUUUUGGAAAAAGUAUUUCAAAUGAUUAUUUAUAUUAUCCUUUUAAUACUACUCAUUUAUAUGUAUUCUAAACAAGCACUAAUUAUAUAUUCUUGGGAGAAUUAGGUUACAACUUUGAUACUAAGAGUCAACUUUUUAAAAAUUAAACAUUUACCUUGGUAGCUGAGAACUAGGUAUCAUAAGCUCGAUGUAGUAUAACCAUUAUUGACAUUAAUUAUCAAUAAGUUGAUAGCAAAUUUUUAAUAAAAUUGCUUAUUUCAUUUGUGCUUAUUUUCGUUUUAUAUUUUCUUUUUAGAAGGGUGCAAUUAAAGCGUAAAUAGUAACACAAUGAAAGACAUCAUCAAAUUCUUUCAAAUACCUCAAAAAAUUGA